Molecule: messenger RNA, 1445 nt
Organism: Brassica rapa (field mustard)
Lineage: Eukaryota; Viridiplantae; Streptophyta; Magnoliopsida; Brassicales; Brassicaceae
Product: protein MKS1
Cellular component (GO): nucleus
Source: RefSeq, a predicted model, not a curated record
AACAAUUAACAAUUUGGUUGGGCUUAACUGGAUGCAAUAUUCGGGCUUUAGACCCAUUUCUAAAUGGCUUCCAAGUUGAAUCGAAUAACCGGAUUUACUAAUUUUUGGAUCAUCAAUAACCGAAACAACAAAAAGUCACCAAAAUUGACCAAUCACAACAGUUACGUGUUUACAAAAUAACCCAAUCAAACAUGGUAAGAAAUUUCCGACAGGUUAAAAGUAUGUGUUUAUAGUUUAUACUUUAUACACAGACUUUUAUUCAUUUGAGAUAAGAAUGGUGUCUAUACAAUACAAUACACAAAUUAUUUUCUUUCAUUGUAUUCCUGAAAAUAAAUUAAUGAUUGAACAUUAUGAUUAUUUUGCAUAUUCUAAGAAUCUAAGUAGAGAAUCACACAUUUUUAGCUAUAACAUAUUUUUGACAAAUUUUAAAUUUCCUAAAUUGAGCAUGUGCUUAUAAACGUCCAGACGAUGGAAACAAAAAGUCAACAUUUUGAAAGUCAAACUAAUCGGUCUCAGAAAACAAAAAUAACUUUGUGUGUUGAUGUUUUGGUCAAUAUACUCGUCGUCAAAACAUCCAUUCAAUUUCUCAGACCAAACACAGAGAAGAAACAAGUUGGAUCCUUGCAACAAAAAGUAGUGAACGAGAGAAGCUCUCCCCAAGCUUUUAAUGGAUCCGUGGGAGCACUUCGCCGGCGGUAAUCCUUCCGAUCAACAGACUCCAAAACGUCAGCUUCAGAUCUGUGGCCCUCGUCCUUCACCUCUAAGCGUCAACAAAGACUCUCACAAAAUCAAGAAACCUCCCAGGCACCCUGCUCCACCUCCUCAGCAUCACCGCGACCAAGCUCAACCGUACGCUCCUCGAGAGCCGGUGGUUAUCUACGCCGUCUCGCCGAAAGUCGUGCACACCACAACCUCCGAUUUCAUGAACGUCGUCCAGCGUCUCACCGGGAUCUCCUCCGAGGUCUUCCUCGAAUCAAGAAACGACGGAGAUGUAUCACCGGCGGCGAGACUGGCCGCGACGGAGAAUGCUAGCCCGAGAGGAGGAAAGGAACCGGUGGAAAUCUCGACGGCUAUGGAAGAAGCAGCUGAGUUAAGUGGCUAUGCGCCGGGAAUACUCUCGCCGUCUCCGGCUAUGUUACCGACCGUUCCUGCCGGAAUUUUCUCUCCGAUGUUUCACCUAGGUGGGUUGUUCUCGCCGGCGUUACCGCCGGGAUUAUUUUCGCCGGCAGGAUUAAUGAGCCCUGGUUAUGCUAGUUUGGCAGCGUCACCAACUUUUGCUGAUUUCUUCAGUCACAUUUGGGAUCGAGAAUAGAUUAUUAGUUUUUUUUUACAUUUUAUGUAAUUUUAUUAACUUGACAUUAUCCAAAAAUUAGUCCAAAGGGGUUUUAAAUGAGUUUUGUGUAUUUGUAAUGUAAACUAUAUAUUAUAUAACAUCUCAUUUAACU